AUGUCCGACACAGAGCAGGAGUGGAAGCCGUCGGGGAAGGUUCGGCCGCAGUCGACCAUGGCCCAGGCCUUCUCCUCGGCCUUGGAUAACGCGUUCAUGCUCGACAGUGAUGUCAACCACCUCUCGCAGACCAUUGACCAGAAGAAGCAACACAUGAUCAUCCAGAGCCGUGAACUCGAGGCUCUGCAAGCGCGCAUCCGCGAGGCCGAGGAGCGCCUCAAGUCGCAGUCUAGCCACUUCACAUCGGCAUCGCAGACAAACGAAAGUGGACGGGACCACGAAUCCGCUCCCCAAGAAGAACCCACCAGCAACGAGCAUCAGCAGACGUACGAGCAGAAGGGCAAUGAGUCGUGA
This is a messenger RNA of Penicillium canariense, 354 nucleotides long. RefSeq lists its product as uncharacterized. The record is from RefSeq and is a predicted model, not a curated record. The coding region runs from base 1 to 354 and encodes 117 amino acids. The transcript has 4 exons. Lineage: Eukaryota; Fungi; Ascomycota; Eurotiomycetes; Eurotiales; Aspergillaceae.